Messenger RNA from Zingiber officinale, 1545 nucleotides. RefSeq names its product UPF0481 protein At3g47200-like. The record is from RefSeq and is a predicted model, not a curated record. The transcript has 2 exons. Bases 89 to 1366 code for a protein of 425 amino acids. NCBI's taxonomy places the organism in Eukaryota, Viridiplantae, Streptophyta, Magnoliopsida, Zingiberales, Zingiberaceae.
ACAGCAAUCUAGCAAGCAAGCUUGAGAUUGUACAGGGGGCAGCAGCUGAAAGAUAGAACUACUUUAGCCUAGCGAAAGCUUUCUAAGGAUGAAAAACAUAGAAGAUGAGGGGAUUGAGGCAUCACUGGACAUGGACUGGGUAGCCUCAUUGGAGUUGAAGGUGUCAGACACAAAAUUUAGGGACAGAAACAGAGAGCCAACAAUAUAUAGAGUCCCGGAUAUCUUGAAAAGUGUCGACCCCCAAGCCUAUGAGCCAUUGCUCGUCUCGCUCGGCCCCUACCACCGCGACAAACCUCAUCUACAGGCUAUGAAUCAGCUCAAAUGGAAGUACCUCAAGUUUGUCCUCGAGCAGAACCCUGGUAUGGUCAUGAAGGACUAUGUGGGUCUGAUCAAGGGUCUGGAAACGCAGGCACGCGUUGCCUAUUCGGAGGAAGUGAACAUGAGCAGCAACAGUUUUGUGGAAAUGAUGUUGCUAGACGGAUGCUUUCUGAUGCUUACAAUAAUGGGGUGGACCCACCGGAUGGAGAUUUCAGAAGAGAGUACCUGGUGGACUCAUUUUAAUACAUUACAAGAUAUCUUCAUGCUCGAAAACCAGCUUCCUUUUUUUCUUCUUGAAACUUUGUACCAAUAUGCAUUUCCUCACGGCGAUCGCUUUCGAAGUCUAACAGUCGAGUUGAUCCGCAUGCGUAUCUCAAGUGACUUGAAACCUCCCUCCAACAAUAAGACUUUUCAUCACAUAAUUCAUUUUUGUCUUUCUUGCAUUGAUCCGACAACAAACCCCGAGAAGGAUUACCUUGGCCCUGGCAUACCAUGGAUUCCCAGUGCUACAAUAUUCAAUGAAGCUGGAAUUCACUUCGGCAGAAAGAAGAGAUACAAGAGUUUCCUGGACAUUACAUUUCAUAACGGCAAGUUGGAGAUUCCCCAACUUCGAAUAGAGGACGGCAUCAACUCGCUCUUGAGAAAUCUCAUCGCUUACGAGCAAUGUUCAAUGAAUUCCAAGUUCCGUGUUACAUCCUAUAUGGUGCUUAUGGAUUCCCUCAUCAAUACCGCAGCAGAUGUCGAAUUGCUUCAACAACAUGAAAUCAUUAUCGGCGACUUAGGGGACAGCCAAGAAAUUGCCACUCUAUUUAACAAACUUGGCACGAAUGUUAGCUAUACUUCAUAUAAUUUCUACCUUGCGGAUGUCGUCAAUGCCAUGAGGAAGCACCAUGACACUAGAUGCAACAAAUGGCGCGCAAGGUUGAAUCGUGAUUACUUUAGCAAUCCUUGGGCAAUUAUCUCAUUAUUUGGUGCUCUUGCCCUAUUUGUUCUUACUCUGAUACAGACCACAUAUGCUGUUCUGAGCUAUGAUCGAUCGUCAAACUAGCUUCCUCGCUUAAAAGUAGAUUGUCGGGAAUGGUUCUAGUUUGUUGUUUAGAAACUAAUUUUUAUUGCUUAUGAAGUAUGUAUCCUACGCAUGUGUAUGAAGAGAUGUGUUGUUGGUGAAUAAUUAAAGGGAUACCUCCUUAAUUCUAUAAAUAGAGAGGUCGUAGUCGUUUCUUUUCA